CCCCCUACACUCAGGCGUUUCCGCUGGUGGCGAUAGCAGCGCGUUUGCUCCACUCGGCUCUUUCCGCCCUCGCGACUCGCGCCGCCCUAGCAGCCUGGCCCAUGUCGAAUGUGCUGGCCUCCGCCGGCUCCUGGUUCGAGCCCCCAGCGACUGGAGCCCCGGACAGCCCAGCGGCCCAGGCCAGCGAGCGGCGGCGCCAGGCGCCUGCAGAAAAUGAAGAUUCAACCCAAAAGACAGAGCCUGCAGAUAAGCCAGAUGAUUCUUUGGAGUCCGGUACUUCACAGUGCAGGUCGCAGAUUGGGUCACUUGCACAGGAUUUGGAGGAAGAAGAUGGCACUCUGGAGGACCGGGAAGUAACUGAAUUGGAGGACAAGCUGGCUGACAUAAUCCAUUCCCCCGAAGAGGAAGCUUUUGUUCGGAUGACCAAGUACCAUGUCCUUCAAGGAGCAGGGGAUAUAGUCAUGAUUCAGUCGGAUCACACAGGUGCUGUGGAUAUCCUUUCAGCUGAGCUGGAGACUGCAGACCUCCUGGGGGAGCAGAGGAAAGCUCAGUCUUCCCCUCUGGCUCCACCCACAACUUGGACCACUGAGAAGAUGAAGGAAUUCAAAGCCAAGAUGGGAAAGGAGAAGAAUGGCCGGAUGGUGGUGAAGCGAGGCGAGGUGGUGACAGUCCAUGUGCCAACCCAUCCUGAUGGGAAACGUGUCUGCUGGGAGUUUGCUACAGAUGACUACGACAUUGGAUUUGGAGUCUAUUUUGACUGGACUACAGUUACUAGCACUGCCAUUACUGUGCAUGUCAGUGAAUCCAGUGAUGAGGAGGAUGAAGAGGACGAGGAGGAAAUUGAAGGACUUGUCCCUGUUGGUGAUGUGGAAAGGGGCUCCAAAAGCUAUCUGUGGAACCGCUAUGGGGAGAUCAUGCCUGUGUAUCGGAGAGACAGCCAUCGUGAGGUGCAGGCAGGCAGCCAUGACUACCCAGGGGAGGGCAUCUACCUCCUCAAAUUUGAUAACUCCUACUCUCUCCUCCGCAAUAAGACUCUGUUCUUUCACAUCUAUUACACCAGCUGAAGGAAUGGAGGGGGCAGGGACAGCAGGCAAGUAAUGGUGAGCAUAGCAGGCUGCCACCCAGCCCUUGUACUCCCUAAUGGGCACUGCUGUGUUACAGAGUCAAGGCACAAUUUUGCCAGCUCUUCUCCAGAUACAGACUGGCUUUUCCCCUCACAUUCCUUCCCGGCUGACCCAGUGAAGAAGACUGUUGUUUCUGCCUGAUUGUCCACAGGCAACUGCUCUUUUGGUAAAACCUCAGGAGGCCUGGUCUGUACAGGCAUCAGGCUGGGACUCUUUGUCACAGCCAGUAAAUGUUCAGAGGCCAGGUUCAGGUAGUUGAGCUUCUUUCUGUUGUGCUAGUACAAAAUGAAGUCAAAAUAUUCCUUGAUUUGUUACUGUUUUGUAGAUAACUUUUCAGACUCUGCUGCAUCUGUGUCACUAGAGGGCGGCUGUUGGCCAAAAUGAGGCAAAGCAUGACUGGCUGGUCACCUAACCACUGACAAUCUUAUCACUUACCACCGCUACAUGUCACCACCAGGCAGUGCUUCAUUCCAUCACUAAGUUGUGUGGGGAUGCAGUGUGGCCAGUGACAGCCUCUUUUGCAGUGGCCAGGUCAUGCUACAGUAGCCAGGCCCAAAAUGGUGUAGUACCUAUGCGUUUGUACAGUGUGUGGUGGUGGGGGGUAUAUGUAGGGAUCUACAGGAAGAUUUUCCUGUGGAGUGGGAACUGGAUGUUAUAUCUACUGAUUACAGGGAUAUGUAGGUGAUUAAAACUUCAGUGGCCACAAAGAGUUUUCUUUGUAAUUCAGAUGUGAAGUGGAAGAAAAGACUUACUGCAAUGCUGAAUAAAUACAAAACCAGCAAGCAGAUUGGGAUACAACCAAUAAAUAUACAGAAGAUGCUUCUUAGUAGCAGCAUAUUGAUUCACGGGUAUUGUUGCCAGCUGCAUAAUAUAGUAAGGAAAAUGUUCCUCAGGAAAGUGUAACUUGUCAGCUGCUAUUGCUAUUACAAGCUAUUGUUAAAAAAGAACAUCUGCUCAGAAGCUUAAGGUGUGGGAUUUAAUCAAUCUUUUUUAUAAGCUAGAAUCAGCAAGGCUAUUGCUAACCCUCACCGUGUGGUAAAGCACAGAAUUCCUUGGCACGUUUUGAUGGCUAGCAAUGGCGUUAGUGAUCACUUUCAGCUCAAGUGUUGGCAGAGUUGAACAAGGAUUAACUUAAUCCUUCAGAGAUGAUUUUAAAGUCACAUUUAUCUGUAUCUUACUAUAGUUCAUUUUUUUAUUUUAAUACUUAAUUGUUCUCUUUUUUAAGAAUACUGUUGUAUUUUCAUUUUGCAGAGAUGCAAAAUGGCUGUUUGCAUGGUGAUUCUAGAAGAGUUCUAAGCUUUAUUUUUAAGUCCUCCAAGUAAUGCAGCUCUGCCUGGUCUACUCUCUUGGAGAGGGAAUGAGGGAAAAAUGACUUUUGGGUAGUGUGACUUCAAGGUGGACAAAAGAGGGUUGGAUACUGGCAGAGGGAGACACUUGAGGUUCAUAAGGGGCUAGACAAGAUAAAGGAUGUACACCCCAAGCUGCAUGGGGAGCCCUGGGAAUCGUGAACUGGGGUUGCCAAUGAGAGACUGCUGCAGACACAGGUCAGACACCCAGGCAAGAGUUGACUUACUGUUCUUAAAGGCCUCUUAAAUCUGCUAGAGCUAUUUUCUUAUCUCACCUAUUCUAACCUUGAGCAACUACUACCUACGAAGCAGCUAGAUGUUGUUGACAAAAUGGAAUAUGCAUGCCUGGCUCUGGGAAUUUGGUCAGUAUGUAGUUUCACAUGUUGGGCCUGCUAUUAUGUAGUCUGCCAGUCACUGACUCCUCACUGAAUAUUCCACAGGUGUUCUCACUACAGAUAGUUAAAGCCAAAGACUUCACCCUCCUAAGAGGGCUGCAUAUUUCCUAUAUUUUAAUGCUCUGCAAUUUGCUCUGUAGUAAGACUCUUAACUUCCUCUCCUUAUGUAUUCACUGCCCUGAAGCACUUAGUAGGUAAAAAAGAUGAGAAUAAGUACGGUAAAACAGCCCAAGCUGGUCUUCCUCAGCAGAAAGAGUGAAAAUACAAAGGAUGUUGGCUGGAGCACAGUGACUUUCUGGGUGAGGCAGAGAGCAGGGUUGGUCAGGAUAAGGAGCAGGAUAGUUGCUACUCUGCACCCUGAGAUGGGGGAGAAAACAGCCUCCUUUCUCAAGGGAAAGAGAGAGUGAAGUAACCCAGCUAGGAUAAACUGCAAAGCUGCCUUAUUCAAGCAGGGGCAACAAUGGGAGAAUCCACAGGGAGGUAAAACAGGGCUUGUUGGUGUCCGUGCAAGUAAGGUGCUCUUUCAUUUAGCAGCCAAGUCAGGAAUAUUUGUUUGUUUAAGGCCUUCUUGGGGGAGAUGAAAGACCAAGUUGUAGUCUUUGUACAGCAGGCCUGAGCAACUUGGGUAAGGCUCUCCCCUUUUCUCAUCCUUUGGCUAUCAGGUUCUUAGGCACUAGACAGAAAAGACACUUAGCCAAUUUCUGACUAAAAUUUCAGAGCUCUCAUUAACUGCCUUUGGUCCUUUGUUAUAUGCUCUGGAGAGCCUGCAUGCACUUCCUGGGUAAACACAUGAUGCGUUGUGUGGCACCUAGUCCGCUAAUUUAGGUGUUAUUUAUGGCAAAGGAAAUUUUGAUCUGUACAUACAUUAGAUAUUCUAGAAUUACUGAUCCUGAAUUGCACAGCUUACUGCAAGCUAAUGAGUUACCGCCAGUAAAAACUUCCUGUUGUGUUGUGUCUCCCUGUUGAUAAUUUUUAACUCCUUUCCUCUGCCCUCCCCCCUGUCCUGUGCAUCAUAAGCUGACUUUUGUUCAUAUCAAAGUUGCAAAUAAUUUUGUCAUGUUGUAAGAAAUUGAUAAAGCCUGCCUUGCAAUUAAUUUUGAUCGCUCGUUUAAACAAAUAAUAUGCACCAGUUAUCAAGCCAAUAGUGUAUUUAGCUAAGAUAAGUUGCCCUAUAGAUUGUAAUCUUACUGCUCGGUUCUAGCUUUAUGAAGUGUGGACCCACCUUUUUAUGAGGCUCAGGUCAUUUGUUCUGAUCUGUCCAAAUCUCUUAGUGCUGCUAUUUGGCUUUAGUCAAAAAGACUGAAUAUAGUGUGUCCUCCUAAUCAUAGAAUCAGUAAGAUUGGAAGAGACCUCCGGAGAUCAUCUAGUCCAACCCCCUCUGCUAAGCAGGGUCACUUAGAGCAUGGUAGACAGGGUUGCAUCCACGCGGGCCUUGAAGAUCUCCAGAGAAGGAGACUCCACAACCUCUCUGGGCAACCUGUUCCAGUUCUCUGUCACUCUCACAGUGAAGGAAUUCUUCCUCAUGUUCAGGUGGAACUCCCUGUGCUUCAAUUUCUGCCCAUUGCCUCUUGUCCUGUCACACGGGACAACUGGAAAGAGUUUGUCCUUGUCCCCUUGACACCCUCCCUUAAGGUACUUGUACACAUUGAUAAGAUCCCCCCUCAGUCUUCUCUUCCCCAGGCUAAUGAGAUGUAUGUGAUUGUCCUGAAAACAUGCUGUACCCAUAGCUAUGCUUUCUGCAUUGGAACAGAAAGAUUUUGAAGUGUGUUAUUUCACUGCUUAUGCUUCCCAGAAGUACCUGGUACCUCAUAUAAAGAUAAAAUAGUUUUAGAUAUAGAAUAUUUCAUCUGCAGGAAACAAGCUUCACAAUUGUACAGGUUUAUUCUUGGUUUUGUUUGCUUUUUAAUUUCUGUGUUACAUGAACUUGCUGUUUCUCUAUUAUUUAAAUAUCCAAGUGACAACUUCUCUCUGGAAGAAUAUAUAGUGUUUAUUCAUUUUCUGAUAAAUCUAAUAGCUUAUCUGUACAACUUUGAUUAACAGCAGCAAUUCCCAUUCAAAAUCAAAGACACGGUUCAAAGAA
Molecule: messenger RNA, 4945 nt
Organism: Rhea pennata
Lineage: Eukaryota; Metazoa; Chordata; Aves; Rheiformes; Rheidae
Gene: TMED8
Product: transmembrane p24 trafficking protein family member 8
Exons: 6
Coding region: 102-1064 (320 amino acids)
Source: RefSeq, a predicted model, not a curated record